Molecule: messenger RNA, 2612 nt
Organism: Micropterus dolomieu (smallmouth bass)
Lineage: Eukaryota; Metazoa; Chordata; Actinopteri; Centrarchiformes; Centrarchidae
Product: protein mono-ADP-ribosyltransferase PARP14
Exons: 9
Coding region: 10-1815 (601 amino acids)
Biological process (GO): negative regulation of gene expression
Cellular component (GO): cytoplasm; nucleus
Molecular function (GO): NAD+ poly-ADP-ribosyltransferase activity; transcription corepressor activity
Source: RefSeq, a predicted model, not a curated record
AGCUCAAAUAUGUACCAGGGAGGCCAAGCGAUCUUCAGGUCUCUCACUAGUGAUCUUGAUGACAUCACAAUGACAGUAGGAGGCGGGGUUAAACUACAGCUGGUGUUUGGUGACAUCACUAAUGAGACUACAGAUGCUGUGGUGAACACGACCGACUUCACAAAUUUUCACAACGAUGGUGUGUGCAAAGACAUCUUAACUGUAGCUGGACCACAGGUGGAGGCUGAACUAAAAGCAGCAAAAGUGAACCAAGGAGAAGUUUUUGUAUCUCAGUCUGGAUCAUUCCCUUGUGAAGCCAUUUUACAUGUGUGUGGACAAAGAGAUGCUGGUAUUAUUGAACAACUGGUGCGUCGCAUCAUUGAACAUUGUGAAACAUUUGGAUUCAAGUCUGUGGCCAUUCCUGCCAUCUGUGCUGGAAUUGGCGGGUUGGACCCUGGUGUCGUAGCAGGUGCCAUCCUCCGAGGUGUCAAGACCGCCACGUCGUCCACUCCCCUCUACUGUCUCACCAACAUCCGCCUCGUCUUGAUUAAGAUCAAAGUUUUCUUGAAGUUUAAAGAGGAAGCAAUGCAAAUGUUUCCCACUGCUGGAAUCAAUAGAGUACCUCGGUUUUCUUACUUCCAACUCCCUUCACCUGUGAGUCCAGACCUUAACAUCUUCCAUACCAGCUCCUCAAAUGAACAGUCUGUCUUCCUGUUCCUGGGUCUCUCCAGAAAGGAUGUUGAUGAUGCCAAGACUAAGCUGAAGAAUCUGUAUCAGUCUCAGUGCUCCACUCAGUCCUUCAAAAAGGAGGAGCUGGCAUGCCUCACCCAGGAGGACAUGGAGGAUCUGAAGCAGCUGGUUGAGACUGAGGGUCUGUACAUGCAGGAGGACCAGUCCGGCCAGGGCAGCUUAACAGUGAGCGGUUUAAAGGACGGGGUCAACAAGGUUGUGCAGAUGAUUAAUGCCUCUGUGCACGGCUCCCUCAGAAGAGAGGUGAGAGUGAGGGAGGAGGAGGAAUUGUACACCCGUGUGGCUUGGUGCAUCCUGGGACCUAACGGCACCUGGGAGAGACUCCCUAAAACAGCCAAUCACAGCCUGGAAAAAAAUGAUGUAGCAGGAAGGAUAGUGGACGCACAGGGCAUCCGGUGGAGUGUGAAUGCACAGAAGUUGGAGGCAACAAGCCGAGUAACUGGACUGAAAGCGAAGCUGAAACGACUUGUGAAUCUGAGAGACUUCACUCUCCCCCUGUACUGGGAUAACAUGGCUGACAGUGAAGCUUUUAAGAAAGUUGAGCUGCAGACUUCCUCUGCAGAGUACCGAACAGUGAAGGAGGCCUUCAAACGAACUGUCUCCAAGACUGUAAUGAAGAUCGAGCGUCUGCAGAAUGUUCAUCUCCGACGUGCCUAUGAAGUGCAGAAGAAGAACAUUUCUGAUAAGAACGUACAGGAGGGUGGAGCAGGUGAAAAGCUUCUCUACCAUGGGACGACCCAGGAGAACUGUGACUCCAUCAUGAAAACUGGGUUCAACAGGAGUUUCGCUGGACAAAAUGCAACUGCAUACGGUCAUGGGACCUACUUUGCUGUAAACGCCAGCUACUCAGCCCACCCUACCUACUCCAAGCCAGCUACUGAUGGUUCUCAGUUAAUGUUUGUGGCUCGAGUCCUGACUGGAGUCUACACGCAGGGCCAGAGAAAAAUGAAGGUUCCUCCACCUCGCAGUGACCAGCGGCCCCAUGACCUCUACGACAGUGUGGUGGAUAACAUAUUUAACCCCAGCACGUAUGUUGUGUUCCAUGAUAACCAAGCGUAUCCAGACUACCUCAUCACCUUCAAGUGAGGGAAACACAAUAAAGAGCACACACACACAUACAACGCCACAUUGUUGAUGUUCUCCUCUGGAGAGUGACUAACAUCCUUUAGUAAGUUUGAUGUUGUACUCUCCUGUGUGAACGUCAUUCUAGUCUUGAGCAUCGUAAAGUCCUCCACAAUCUGUUCCAGGUUCAUCUCUGCUCUUUCAUUCCGAUUUAUACAAUAAAAAAACUCAGCCUCUUGAUUUUGAUUUGGGCAUUAUACCUGUGAUUAUAAUUGAGGUAGAUGCAACCAUUUUUUGACUAUGCUGAUGUACAACAAUGCUAAACAUUAACCAUAACUCAUAAUAAUGUAGUUCUUUAUUGCACUGUUGUGCCGCUAAGGACAGCAUUGCAGCUGCAGACACACCAGCAGCUCCUUCUCUGUUUCAGCUGCUUAUUUGGCUCAUUUCUUUUGUUCUCAUCCUCUCACACGGUUUAGCGAGAUUUUUUCUCUUUUGCUUUUACUCUGUAACGGAUGCUCGUAAUUUAGGAAAGUUUAAAAUAAAUAAUAGGUAAGUACAAUUAAAAUUGCAGAAUAAAAAAAUAACACAAAAAGUACACAAAAAACAAGUAAAUGUAAUUCCCCCACUGGUCUUAAGAAUAAAGUAAAAGUCAAGCUUUUCAUUGUUUAAAGGUAUGUUUUGGAGUGGGUUUUUUUGGUGUUUCUGCUUUAUUUUGGAUAGACAUGGUAGAUAAAGACAAGAAAGGCGGGGAGAGAGAGAGAGAGAGGAUGAAAUGUAGCAAAGGCACCCAUUUAUGGGAAUGUUUACUUAAAGUUAUAUGU